GAUGACCACUCCCGAGUUAUUCUGUCCUCCAACGCCAACGUCUCCAACUCUGACUACAUCAACGCCAACUUCAUAGUAAGUACUUUUUCGUAGUGUGAGUAUGUACGGUGGCAGUGGUGCCGUGUUCGGUGGCCUGUGUUGUCACCAGUUCUCUACCCCUAUGCGUUUAUUGUAUCGUGUGUGGACACGACGCGAGCUGCGGGGGAAUCAGCGAAAUGUGAACUUUAAUUUUUUUAAAUAUAUAAUUCAUCCAGGCGGUACCCCCUCAUGCCCUCCCCCGACCAAAAUAAUAUUGGGGGAGGGGGUGGAGAGAUUAGUUGGUCAAGUCUAUGGACGGCGCAUUAAAGCUGUGAGCUCUUAAUUUUAAACCAAAAACGUUGCAUGGUUUACUUAACUACCGAUAAAAAUGAAGUAUGGGUCGAAUAAUUUUAAACAACAAACACUAAAAAAGUCGGGGGUUUUUUUGUUUUUUUAUUCCAAUAUAAGAUUUUAGAACAUCCUGCCCUUGUGAAGAGAUGAUUAUUGAAUUUUAAUUCAACAAAGUCUGUCGGCCAUAAAUAAAUGUCGAUUUAAUUUACAUAGUUAUGGUUAGAUGGGGGUGGAAAGGGGGGGGGGGGGGACAACACUAGGGACAUGGGUAGGACCGGAAGUCGAAUGUUAAAUGUGUGGGGAAUGCCAAGUUGAAUAUUCUUUGUAUCGUCAUCACUGGAGUUGAAAUGGAUUGUCGUCAAUCAUUUUAGACGCCAUCAUUAUUGGACCACAAAAAAAAAAAGAUCAAACCAAUAACGCGGGGGAAUGAUGUCAUCAAUGUUUAAACCUCUUUCAAUAGUGAUGUUUUGGUUGGGGGGGGGGGGGUUAAUAAUAAAGCUUUUCUUUUUUAUUUUUUUAAUUUUUUUUUAAAAUUCGACCACUAUCCCUCAUCUCCAUAUAAUAUUGCUUUGCGUGUGUGUGUGCGUGUUUGUGUUUCAUUGUUGCGUUGUCACAAUACUAUCACAAUCUUGUCACAGUGUUGUCACAAUGUUGUCAAGAUCUUGUCACAAUCUUGUCACAUUUUUUUCACAACCUUGUCACAACCUUGUCACAACCUUGUCACAUUGUUGUCACAUCCUUGUCACAAUCUUGUCACAUUGUUGUCACAACCUUGUCACAAUCGUGUCACAGUCUUGUCACAAUGUUGUCACAAUCUUGUCACAAUGUUGUCGCAAUGUUACCUUACCUUCCAUCUUAACCCGAUACCCACGGUCUGCCGGCGGAUUGACUCCAAAUGAAAACCAAAAAAAUAAAAUGUAAAUUAAUCCUCGUGCACGUGGGAGCCUGAAAUCUGAGCCGCGACAAUGAGAUUCUCUUUCCGUAAUCAACUUUUAAUAACGCAACGUGAAACCCCUGUUUCGCAGAAUAACAAAUGAUGCGUCUUUUAGUUUAGUUUAGUUUUUCAUGAUUUUUUUUUUUUUUUUUUUUUAAAUUCAUUUUUUUUUAAUGUGUAGAAAUUGGAGAAAUGUAUUUUACUUCUCUUCCCGACCAAAAAUAUAAUCACAGAUUAUUCAAAGAUUCUGAGAUUUCUUCAUAAACGGGUGCUUUUUUUUUUUCAAGUCAAUCAACCCAACCCCCUACAAUGUUAGAACUAAAUAUUCAGCUAAGUCUUUUUUUUAUUUUCUUUUAAACGGUUCCAUUGAAAUCGUCAUCAAUUUAGCUUCCCGGCAACAAAAAUUCUCCCUAAGUCCUGAGAAUUAUUUAGCAAAUCAAUUAUCAUUUCGUUCAACUUACCCUACUUUUUUUUUUUUUUAGUGGUUAAAAAUCGAUACCGGACCCUUUUGGAAUCGAUACUUUAAGCACCAUUAUAUGGGAUUUCAUCACGAAAUCGACUCCACGUAGUCCUGAGAAUUAUUUAGCAAAUCAAUUAUCAUUUCGUUCAACUUACCCUACUUUUUUUUUUUUUUUAGUGGUUAAAAAUCGAUACCGGACACUUUUGGAAUCGAUACUUUAAGCACCAUUAUAUGGGAUCUCAUCACGAAAUCGACUCCACGGACGGAACGGACAAUGACUGUUGCUAUCGAUUUUGUUCGCUUGUUCCCGUUGUGUGUGUGACGGAAGCGACGACUGGCGGGCUCGAUGCAAUCAGAAUUCUUAUCCUUCUCCUGCAUCUUUUCCUGAUCGUUUUAAAGUUUCUCAUGGGACUGUCAGCCCCCAAUCCUUGUAACGCCGCGCCCCCACGAACGGCUACAGUUUGAACAUAUUUAAUGGAGGACAUUAUUAGUUAAACCAGGGUGAUCGUCCCUGUCACUUUAUUUUAUGUUUUAUUUUUUUUUUAAAUGGUUUUUACGAAACUUAUAGGACGAAGCAACCACCCACCCAAUAAAAGGUUUGUUGGUGCGUGUGCAAAAUCAAACAGUUGUGUGCAAAGUUUUACACACACUUCCAUGGAAAUUUGCUGCGGGGUACUCAAAACUGCCGCGCGGCGUGUGUGAGAUAGCUGCGCGGCCGCGCGGCCGCGCAGCUUAAAGGGAACAUUGCUCACUCACCCCGGAAGUAUUAUAAUGGAAACAUAUUCUGGUAAUCUUGAAAAACUGGAAGAUUAUACCGCAAUCAGACUAAUGGGUAUUUUCUUUCUAGAUACGCCCGCUGAGCUAUAUAUAUAUUUCUUUUUGCCAACUAUUGCAUUGUCAUUUUAAUGGGGUUCAUGAACGCAUGACAAAAGGAAUGCCGUUUGGACUUUAUCCCACACGACAUAUGAACUUUUAAAAAAUGUAACCACUCAAUUUCAUCCGACAAUUCUUCAAAGAAUGCUCAGCACAGAAGCAAGUAUUGAAAUAAAUUAUAGAAGAAAAAAAUAAGAUACCAUUUUAAAACGACAUCCUAAACUCUGUAUUAUCCUUACAACAUCUAGUUGUUUCAAUGCGCAUGUAUAUAUAUAUAUGGUUGUCUGUAAUUUUGUCAGCUGAGGAUCUUCCUUUCAUCCAGUAUGUGUUUCUAUUGGUGCGCCUACAAUGCACAAAUUGUGCUGUGCGUCAACUGGAAAUAAAGGCUUUUAAACGUAAUGAAUAGAUUACAUCGAUUCAGAUAGCUGCCGUCGGUACAAUGUGGACUUCUGUUACCGGCAAGGCAAAGCUUUACCAACGGAGAGAUAUUUUUUUAAUACAUUGUUGAACGGCAGUUUUCAUUUAACUAAUGGCUUUAGCGUGGCUCUCGGCAUCUCGGAAAACCGCUUUUCGUGAAUUUAAUUCUUAUAUGUUUAGACUAUACAUGUAUAUAAAUACAUGUAUACACGACUUUGAUUGGAAAAGGUGGGGGUUUUUUUUUUUUUUUUUUUUUUUUUUUACAUUACGUAAUAUCUGAUUUGUCAUAGUUGCCCUGAGUACCCGAACGCCAAUGCCACUCAUCAAAUUUAAGAGAAAAUUUAAGAUAAAGAAAGAAAAAUAAAUGUGUGCAAGGUCCUCAACUUUGAUGAUAGAGAUACUUUUUAAAAAACAAACAAAACAAAAAACAAUUUUGCAAUUUCGAUUGUAUUUUCUGUACUUUAAAAUCCCUUUCAAAACACCAAUUUACUAGAACAGUUAGGUUGGCAUUCACGUGUGCAUUUAAAAAUGACCCUUCAAGUUUUGUUGGUGCUACUUUAGACGCUAAGGAACACGCUUUAUCUGAAUGUGAAAAAAAAAUGAAUCUAAGUUACAGCCCCCCCCCUCCUUUUUUUUUUCUUUUUAAAUGUGACUGAAGCCUUUAAAACUUGGACAUUACACUACCAAGGGAAUCCUACCAUUCUCAGGUACCUGUACGUCCUUCACUACCUAUGGAAUCCUACCAUUCUCAGGUACCUGUACUUCCUUCACUACCUAUGGAAUCCUACCAUUCUCAGGUACCUGUGCUUCCUUCACUACCUAUGGAAUGCUAUCAUUCUCAGGUACCUGUGCUUCCUUCACUACCUAUGGAAUCCUACCAUUCUCAGGUACCUGUACUCCCUUCACUACCUAUGGAAUCCUACCAUUCUCAGGUACCUGUACUUCCUUCACUACCUAUGAAAUCCUACCACUCUCAGGUACCUGUACUCCCUUCACUACCUAUGAAAUCCUAUCAUUCUCAGGUACCUGUACUUCCUUCACUACCUAUGAAAUCCUACCAUUCUCAGGUACCUGUACUUCCUUCACUACCUAUGAAAUCCUAUCAUUCUCAGGUACCUGUACUCCCUUCACUACCUAUGGAAUCCUACCAUUCUCAGGUACCUGUACUUCCUUCACUACCUAUGGAAUGCUAUCAUUCUCAGGUACCUGUACUUCCUUCACUACCUAUGGAAUGCUAUCAUUCUCAGGUACCUGUACUUCCUUCACUACCUAUGGAAUCCUACCAUUCUCAGGUACCUGUGCUUCCUUCACUACCUAUGGAAUCCUACCAUUCUCAGGUACCUGUACUUCCUUCACUACCUAUGGAAUCCUACCAUUCUCAGGUACCUGUGCUUCCUUCACUACCUAUGGAAUCCUACCAUUCUCAGGUACCUGUACUUCCUUCACUACCUAUGGAAUCCUACCAUUCUCAGGUACCUGUACUUCCUUCAUUACCUAUGGAAUCCUACCAUUCUCAGGUACCUGUGCUUCCUUCACUACCUAUGGCAUGCUGUCAUUCUCAGGUACCUGUACUUCCUUCACUACCUAAGGAAUCCUAUCAUUCUCAGGUACCUGUACUUCCUUCAUUACCUAUGGAAUCCUACCAUUCUCAGGUACCUGUGCUUCCUUCACUACCUAUGGAAUGCUAUCAUUCUCAGGUACCUGUACUUCCUUCACUACCUAAGGAAUCCUAUCAUUCUCAGGUACCUGUACUUCCUUCACUACCUAUGGAAUCCUACCAUUCUCAGGUACCUGUACUUCCUUCACUACCUAUGGAAUCCUACCAUUCUCAGGUACCUGUACUUCCUUCACUACCUAUGGAAUCCUAUCAUUCUCAGGUACCUGUACUUCCUUCACUACCUAUGGAAUCCUACCAUUCUCAGGUACCUGUACUUCCUUCACUACCUAUGGAAUCCUACCAUUCUCAGGUACCUGUACUUCCUUCACUACCUAUGGAAUGCUAUCAUUCUCAGGUACCUGUACUUCCUUCACUACCUAAGGAAUCCUAUCAUUCUCAGGUACCUUUACUUCAUUCACUACCUAUGGAAUCUUACCAUUCUCAGGUACUCCUUCACUACCUAUGGAAUGCUAUCAUUCUCAGGUACCUGUACUUCCUUCACUACCUAAGGAAUCCUAUCAUUCUCAGGUACCUUUACUUCAUUCACUACCUAUGGAAUCUUACCAUUCUCAGGUACCUUUACUUCCUUCACUACCUAUGGAAUCUUACCAUUCUCAGGUACCUGUACUUCCUUCACUACCUAUGGAAUCUUACCAUUCUCAGGUACCUGUACUUCCUUCACUACCUAUGGAAUCUUACCAUUCUCAGGUACCUGUACUUCCUUCACUACCUAUGGAAUCUUACCAUUCUCAGGUACCUGUACUUCCUUCACUACCUAUGGAAUCCUACCAUUCUCAGGUACCUGUACUUCCUUCACUACCUAUGGAAUCUUACCAUUCUCAGGUACCUGUACUUCCUUCACUACCUAUGGAAUCCUACGAUUCUCAGGUACCUGUACUUCCUUCACUACCUAAGGAAUCCUAUCAUUCUCAGGUACCUUUACUUCAUUCACUACCUAUGGAAUCUUACCAUUCUCAGGUACCUGUACUUCCUUCACUACCUAUGGAAUCCUACCAUUCUCAGGUACCUUUACUCCCUUCACUACCUAUGGAAUGCUAUCAUUCUCAGGUACCUGUACUUCCUUCACUACCUAAGGAAUCCUAUCAUUCUCAGGUACCUUUACUUCAUUCACUACCUAUGGAAUCUUACCAUUCUCAGGUACCUGUACUUCCUUCACUACCUAAGGAAUCCUACCAUUCUCAGGUACCUGUACUUCCUUCACUACAUAUGGAAUCCUACCAUUCUCAGGUACCUGUACUUCCUUCACUACCUAUGGAAUGCUAUCAUUCUCAGGUACCUGUACUUCCUUCACUACCUAUGGAAUGCUAUCAUUCUCAGGUACCUGUACUUCCUUCACUACCUAAGGAAUCCUAUCAUUCUCAGGUACCUGUACUUCCUUCACUACCUAUGGAAUCCUACCAUUCUCAGGUACCUGUACUUCCUUCAUUACCUAUGGAAUCCUACCAUUCUCAGGUACCUGUGCUUCCUUCACUACCUAUGGCAUGCUGUCAUUCUCAGGGACCUUUUCUUCCUUCCCCCAAAAGCGUCCCCCCCCCCCCCCCCGACUCUCCGCCGCCCCCCCUAACCCAUCACAAUAAUAUUACACAGCGUUCCUAGAAACAUGUGCCUCUUCCUUCUUUUACAAAAUUCAAUUCUUUCUCCUCCCCUCACCCCCCAAACCUGACUCCCCCCUCCCCCGGGCUUUGCUCCCUAUCUCAUGAAUCUAUCAGAAGAGUAAUCUUUGUCCAUUAGCUUUUAGCGUCCAGGCAAUCACGGCAUAGUUUACUACAUUAACUUGUCAACAGCUCGUCCUUUCUCGUGGCCUCUCGCUCGUCCUCUCACUCCACACUGUCCUUCUCUGGGACAGUUAUGUUAUUUAUUUCAAUGCGUGUUCUUCUUACUUCCCAGGGCCAGGGUUCGUGCUUUCAUUCUAUUCUGUCUCUUUUUGUUUCAAGAUUAACCUCCACACCCAAAGAUCCUAACUUUUUUUUUUUAAUGUCCCUUUUCUUUAAAUAAAUUUAGAGUAUUCAUGCAACGGUAAGACAUUCCGCGGUAAGACAUUCAGCGGUAAGACAUUCAACGGUAAGACAUUCAGCGGUAAGACAUUCCGCCGUAAGACAUUCAGCGGUAAGACAUUCAACGGUAAGACAUUCAGCGGUAAGACAUUCAACGGUAAGACAUUCAGCGGUAAGACAUUCCGCCUACAGUUAGUUUUAAUAAACUCGCCAUUUAAACUCUCGGGAACACAUUUUGAGAUGCAGUGGGAAUUGGGUCAGUGGGACGAUUGGGUUCCAUCCUUUCCCGUUUUGUUCUAAGAUUUUUUUUUAUUUUUUUUUAAAAUUAAAACUUGAAAUUUAUACACAAUUAAAGUAAAUUCACGAUAAAACUGAAUUAUAAAGGUAUCUUAUGUAUGAUGUUUUGUGUUUAUAAAAAUUAAAUUUAAAUCACAUCUUGAACGAAGUUUGUUUGUUUGUUUUUUUUUUCGUUUAUGAAUUGCUACGAUGCAACCUUAAUACAAAUUUAGCAGUGAGAUCUUGCGACAUUAUAAAUACAACUCUAUACAACUUUAGCAGUGAGAUCUUGCGACCUUAUUAAUACAACUUUAGCAGUGAGAUCUUGCGACCUUAUUAAUACAACUCUAUACAACUUUAGCAGUGAGAUCUUGCGACCUUAUAAAUACAACUCUAUACAACUUUAGCAGUGAGAUCUUGCGACCUUAUUAAUACAACUUUAACAGUGAGAUCUUGCGACACCGCUGACGUGUGAGGCACAUUCGUUAAUUUUAUGUCUUGUCUGCAAUCACUCCUCGGCAACCAAUCCUGGGGUUCCCUGCCCCUUCUGACCAUACGACACACAUGGGUUUGGGGGGGGGGGGGGGGAAUCAAGAAUGCCGCAACUGAGCAAGCGUACAAAAUGGUCCAGCCAUUGGCCAAUGGCCUAAGUUGGCCAAUGGCCUAAGUUGGCCAAUGGCCUAAGUUAUGUUCAAGUUAUUCGCAACAUUAUGGUUGUUUUUUUUUUCAAAAUCCAUAUGCCGAUUUAUUCCGGCUUACAUUCGCCGGGACCAAUCAAUGUCCCGACUCCGGUACUAGGCAAAAUACAUUUUUAAGCGCUCCGCCUCGCACGACAGGUAAGAACCGGUUAGAAAUUUGCAUCCUGGGUGUCAGCCGUUAUUGCCCCUGCCAGCGUCCGCUGUUCCCCGAGAACGACAUGACACAGAGUAGUUCUGGGAAAUGCCCCGAGUCUCGGCUGGCAAGCGAAGACAAUGAGUGAAAAGUAAACGAUUCGGUAAUUAAAAUCAUUUUAACAGAUCGGGAAUGUUAUUAUCUUUUGUCCGGCGUGGCUGUGCUGGCGAGAAGAGAGUAGUUUGAAAGCAUUUGUGAAUAGCUACAUUCCGAGCUUUAGAGAGUAGUCCCGGCUAUCGUGUAUUGAGUCAUGAGGAAUAGUUCACGAAGAAGUGAUACUGCAAAGUAUAAAAUUGAAUGUAAUGCAACACUUUUCAGUCUGAAUUUUUUUUUUAAAUUAUAAUAGGUGAAAAUGAAUGUAAUGUAACAAUUUUCAUUCUGAAUUUAUUGUUUAUUUUUAUUAUUAUUUUUUUUUAUGGGGGGGGGGGGGGGGGGGGGGUGAAACUAAUGUAAUACUUUACAGUCUGAAUUUAUUUUUCGAUUCGAUGAAAAUGAAUGUGUUCCGAUGGUGUCUUUUACGGGUGUCUGAAUGAUGAUGGUGAAUGAUGAUGGUGGAUGAUGUAACAGACCACUGUGUCUAAGCCCUUUGAUUCGUGGAUAGUCCUCUCAGUAGGUAGUCUUUUGAGUAGAAGUCUUCUGAGUGGGUAGUCUUCUGUGUCGAUAGUGCUCACAGUGGAUAGUCUUCUCAGUGGAUAGUCUUCUCAGUGGAUAGUCUUCUCAAGUCUCGUGAAUUACAAAAAUAUCAUCAAGAUAAAAAAAACCAUUAAGUCGUAUAUCUUGAGGAGUUUCAUUUCCGUCUGAGGGCAGAGUUUAUUCGUGGGGCGUCAAAAUCUUGACUCGCCCAGGGUGCGCUAACCCGAGCUAUGCCACUGAUUUUGUGAAAAGUUUCUUCCCCGCUCCCCCCAAAAAAACAACAACAAAAAACACAUCCAAACACGAGACCCACCAUUUUGCAUUGAAAACGCUACACAGGCAGUUUUUUUUUUGUUUUUUUUUUCUAAUUUCAAAUAUCUGGACACACGAGAGACGCGGGUCCAUUUUCUUCUUCAUGCUUUUUUCUCUCCUCCCACUCACCCAACAUUCGCCCUGUCACGCAGCAUUUUGUCUCCUACCGCAAGUAUCCGGCACCAUGGUCUGUCCCCGACGUCAGGCGAACCUGACCUAACGUCGGUUGUCACGCUACAAGUCCAUUAAACACCUCCACCUUUAGUGAUAUGCCUCGGGCACCACCCCCCCCCCAACCACAACUUUCUUAAUUAUUUUAUGUAUUUAUUUAUUUACUUUUACAUUAAAAUGUUCGAUGGCUGAAAUCCACUCUGAUUUCAAGUGACAUCGAUGGUCCCCAGAAAAAAACAUUUCCGUGGUCCCCGCUGCGAUAUGUUACAAUGUCUGCCUUAAACAUUAGUCUUUAUUUUAAAAAAACUUAGCACAGAAAGGAGGGGGAGAGGGAAAAAGGGGGGGGGGGGGCGGAACGCUACAGGUUUGAAAUGAAUGAUCUCCCCUGGUGCAUGAUCUCUCGCUGCUGACAGUCAAUGAUGGCCGACCGACCAAUGAGGAAUAAAUUGAUGGAAUAUUUCCUCUCACAGACUUGUGGGAUUUAACUCGAAUCCAUUCAGUGGGGUUGGUAUCUUGGUCGGUGUCGGUCAAUCAUGGGCGUAGACGUUGGGUGGUAGAAGAGUGUCCUUAUAACAGUUAUUCCGAUUCUCUUAAAUCCCUCCCCACCCCCACCCCACCCCCACACUCCAAACCUAACUCCGAGAAUUAUGUUUUUGAACCCUUAAUACUUCCCGCAUUGUCUCUGAGCUCAUGGCAGGGAUGAGUAGCGGGAUGGUUGGGAUGAGUACUGGUGUGGCAAGGAUGAGUAGUGGGAUGGCAGGGAUAAGUAGCGGGAUGGCAGGAAGGGUUACUGGUAUGGUAAGGAUGAGUAGUGGGAUGGCAGGAAGGGUUAGUGGUAUGGUAGGGAUGAGUAGUGGGAUGGCAGGGAUGAGUACCGGGAUGGCAGUGAUGAGUACUGGUGUGGCAGGGAUGGGUAGUGGGAUGGCCUACUGUGAAAUUCCAACAGAAAGAUUUGCACGAUAGAAAUCACUAGCGCUGAUCCCUCUCAAGCGCUGAUCCCUCUUACUAUGAAGUUACUCUUCACGCUCAAAUAGCUCAUCAUUAUGUAUCCCUAGAUACAUCUUGAAAUCCUUUUACGUCAAUCAGUUGUUGUUUUUUUUAAAUCUUAACCAUAUUAAAUUGCUUGUAACGUUGUAACCAUUGACAUGUUACUCAAGCGACACUUUGAGCACCUAAACACUUUUCUCCUUAAAAAAAAUAUGCAAUCUUCGCCUUUCAUCGCCCGUAUUAGUUUAGAGCCAGCGUCCACUCAGCGCUCUCAUUGUACUCGGACAUGUUGCAGACUUUCAGUUUAAUAUAGUGCAGUCCAUCUCCUGAUCUCCACCACACUCCCCCUCUCUCUCUCUCUCUGUCUCUCUCUCUCUCUCUUUCUCUGUGCCAAUCAAUAGACAAAACGCUCGAUGUGAGAAAAUGGGGCGAUAAAUGAGUGAGAGGGUGGGGGGGGGGGGGGGGGGUUCUCUUCGGGGUCCCAAACGAGUGAAGAAAGGGGGGGGUAUAUAUUUUUUUUUUUUUUUUUUUUUUUUUGUUUUUUUUUUUUUUUUUUUUUUUUUUUUUUUUUUUGUUGCUGUCAUGCAUUCGCAAAUGAGUGAAUAAAAGGGAGCAGAUUUUUCUGAAGAAAAGAUAGAGAAUAGGCUAGAUUCCAUUAGCUGCCUCAAAUGAGUGAAAGCGAUAAACAGAGAAAGAGAGAGUGAGAAAGAGAGAGAGAGAGAGGCGCAAACAGAGAGAGAUAGAGAGAGCCCAAGACAGGGAAAGAGAGACAGAGAGAUCAAGGCAGAGAGAGAUAAAGAAAGCCCAAGACAGGGAAAGAGAGACAGAGAGAUCAAAGCAUAGAGAGAGAGAGACAAAGAGAGAGAGAAGUAAACUAUGAGAGAUGGAGAGAGACCGAGAAGGAGAGACAGACAGAGAGAUCAAUGCAGAGAGAGAGAGAGAAAUGAGAGAGUGGUAGAAGUAGGAGGUUUCACUUCUAUCCCACACAUCUGAGUUACCACACGACACACAAGCUUACCGUGUCCUUGUUCCUCUAUCCCAUACAUCUGAGUUACCACCAAUGUUCCCUCUAAGGUUUGCUGGUUCGUGUGCAAAGUUUGACAGCAUCACUUUUUGUGUGUCCCAAAUUGUACAGCCUACAAACAAAAACACACACUUACAUGGAAAUUUGCUGCGUGGAUACUCAAAACUGCUGCGCGGCGUCUAUGAGUUAGCUGCGCGGCUGCGCAGCUUAAAGGGAACAUUGGUUACCACACGAUACACAAGUUUACGGUGUCCUCGUUCCUUGCUUAAAUUUCAACUGCGACCAAUGUUCCCUUUAAGCUGCGCGGCUGCGCGGCCGCGCAGUAAUCUCGCAGACGCUGCGCAGCAGUUUUGAGUACCGCGCAGCUAAUUUCCUCUUAAGUGUGUGUUUGUGUCUGUAGUCUGUAAAAUUUUGCGCACAAAAAAAAUUGAUGCUAUAAAAAUUUGCACACAACUUUAUGAUUUUGCACACGAACCAACAAACUUUAAAGGGAACAUUGACUGCGACACUGGGAUUUUAAACCAACAUGAUUCUCUGGAUAUUGCUGUCUGUAAUGUUUCGUGUGUGAAAUCACUGCCAUGGGCUCACAUUUCAAACAGGCGGAAACAUUUCCUAAAGCUGACGAGCUGACACACGUUUCCAAAUUAAGUGUCUUGUUAUGUGACAUCUUUUCGCCCCAUAUUUUGUUGGUCACGCUCCCAUUAAAUUUAAAUUCUUCAUUUUGUAGAGGAAAACAAUCGGAAAAUCAAUUAGGAUUGGAAAAGGGGGGGGGGGGGGGGGGGGGGUCUUUUUAGAGUUGAAAAAUUGUUAUUUUUUAACUUGGUUCUAAAAGAGGAGAAAGGGAAAGAAGUAUUUGUAAUUUCUACACAAUUUAAGUUAUCAGUCAAUUGACUCGUAGUCAGCUUUUGUAAUUUUAUUAUUUCUACUUCACCCUAACAACUGCAAAAAUUUGCUGAUUAUAUAAUAUUAGAGAAAAAAAGUUAUAAUUCAAGGGCACGAAAAGGGGUAAAUCUAAAGUAUUUCUCUAACGUAAUAAGUGUCCCUCAAUUAACUUAUUUAGUGACAAAAGUGAUAAUAAUUAGUAAUAAUUUAGACUGUGUAUUUUAAGGUCAUGUUUAGAGGGGGGUGGGGAAAGUAGUUUAGGAGCGUGAAAAGGAGUAUGGUAGUCCUAUAAUAUAGAGCAGAUAAAUUCUUCUGAAAACGUAAUGAUGUCAGAAACGUAAAUAUUAUUACAUUUUUAAACUUAUGAAUUGUGAUGAGUUUUUGCAAUAGAAGUUAGAAACUAUCGCAUAGGAUCUACCAUUAUUACCCGAUAACAUCGGGCCAUUUAUUCUAGUAUAAUAAUACCUGUAUACACCUGAACUGUAAUUAUUUGAUGGCAUAUCUUAAGAUUGAUUGAUUUCUAUAGUUAUUGUCUAAAAUCACUUAGACUUGGAAAGUUUACGUCGCGGAGAGGGUGCUAAUUUUUAACCUUUGUUCGAUAGGCUGCGGAAUUUAGCAUUUAACCUUGCACUACCUCCGUAGGUUAACGCUCCACUCUGGUUUAAUGACGCGGCGCACCUAAAACAGACGCCGCGUCAUGCAUCAUAGACUACCUAAAAGCCUGAUGGGAUUGAAUCAUUACAGCAGCACGCUAGAGAUGGCUCUGCACUUCCCCGAGUACCGACCAGUCUGGCCAUUAUUUCAGCCCUUCCCCCCCCCCCUCCCACCUACCCCACCCCCACACACUCGCAGUGAAUCGGGUACUUCCCGUGCAGGGCGCCGUGCACCGUUAGUCUCAUUUGUUUCCAGUUAUGUAGGAAACUUGGUGCACGAUUAUUGGUGGUUCGUUAGUAAUUCUAUUUAAGACCGGGGGGGGGGGGGGGGGGGGGGGGGCGACGAAUGUGUGUCUCUGACUCUUCCUUAGGAACAGAAGAAAAAAAUUUUUAACAACGAGUUUAUUACGAGCAAGCCUGAUUUGCUGCACUGAAAAAUCUGUUGUUUUGUUGUUUAUUUUACGAUGGUAUCUAACUUAAUAUAGAAUUUUUUUAUAUAUAUUUUUGUGUACAUACUUUUCCAUGAAGCUAUAUGGUAUAAUUAUGCUAAUAACUGGCCAUUUAUAAGACAUGCAUGUUGUUCUGAUUGAGUUCAAAUUAGAAUUAAAUUAAUAAUAAACUAAAUAGAUGAAGAUAAUAAAUUUAACGUGUGUCUUUUCAGUAGGCAUGCUCGCCUGUUUUUUUUUUUUUUUUUUUUUUUUUUUUUUUUUUUUUUUUUUUUUUUUUUUUUUUGGUUUUUUUUGGAUUAUAUUUUAAAAUUCCAGUUUUUUUUUUUUUUUUUUUUUUUUUUUUUUGUUUUUUUUUUAUUUGCUUUAUUCUUGUAGAUCUAUAUCGAAUAAUAUUGAAAACUACAGAUUUUUUUUUUUUUCAAACUUUUAACGACAUCAAAAUAAAAGGUUGUAUUUUAACAAAAAGUAUGAAUAGCGCAAUGAUCUCAAGUAAAUGAAUGCUAUUCUCAAUCCGUGUUGAUAACUUUAGAUCAGCCAACAUUAAACACAUCCGUGGUGAUAACUUUAGAUCAGCCAACAUUAAACAGACCCGUGGUGAUAACUUUAGAUCAGCCAACAUUAAACAGAUCCGUGGUGAUAACUUCAGAUCAGCCAACAUUAAACAGAACCGUGGUGAUAACUUUCGAUCAGCCAACAUUAAACAGACCCGUGGUGAUAACUUUAGAUCAGCCAACAUUAAACAGACCCGUGGUGAUAACUUUAGAUCAGCCAACAUUAAACAGAACCGUUGUGAUAACUUUAGAUCAGCCAACAUUAAACAGAACCGUGGUGAUAACUUCAGAUCAGCCAACAUUAAACAGAACCGUGGUGAUAACUUCAGAUCAGCCAACAUUAAACAGACCCGUGGUGAUAACUUUAGAUCAGCCAACAUUAAACAGACCCGUGGUGAUAACUUUAGAUCAGCCAACAUUAAACAGAACCGUGGUGAUAACUUUAGAUCAGCCACAUUUCAGCAAGGCAAACAUUGCUACGAUUUUUUUCUUAUUAAAUCCCUUUAGCGGCGACCUUUUAUUGAUACCGUUCUCUGUCUUACUGAAACGUCUUGGCCUUUCUCGUCUCAGUUAGGACUUAAGUCAGUGGUCGGCACGGCAAACUCAUUAGUCAGAAGAUCCAAAAAUCAGCAGCAGGACGAUUUUUAAAAAAAUAAAUAAUUGAGAGCCAAAAUUAUUUGUAAGAACCUGUCAAAAACCAUGUUUUUGGGAGUCAACCCCGAUUUGUGGCCGACUGGCCGAGCCGCACUUAGGUCGUUAAGAGCCUGCAUGCGACUCGCGAGGUGCUAUUUUUACGACCAUUGUCUUAGGUUAAGUGGCGUAAGAUUAAAUGUUGUUGGGAUUUUUUUUUCUUAUUUAAAUAUAAAAUGUGUACUAUGAAGAGGAGAAGGUUCCUUUGUUCAAACUUGUCAGGAUUCGGUAAAGAAAAUUUGAACCUGUGUAAGGCCAAAUGGUCUAGCUACACCACCGGUCUAUCAGUGUCACCCUAAUAUCUGUGUCACCCUAAUAUAUGUGUCACCCUAAUAUCCGUGUCACCCUAAUAUCUGUGUCACGCAUGAGAUGCAUGAGUCCCUUACAAGUGAAACUAAAACAUAUUAAAAAUAAAUUGUAAAUUCUAUUUAAAAAAAUUAAGCUCUAUAGGCUAAUUGUUCAGCUUUAUUUUGUAUUUAUUUUUUUUAAACUCAUUUUAUUUCAUCGCAAUGCUUAAAUAAAAGAGUGGGGGCUGUAUAUCGGCAGUGUUCAUUUUUUGAAAGUUGCGACCACAAUUUAUGUUUGUAUUCUCAACUCAACGCUCUGUUUUCUUUUCCCUUUGCUGUGAGGUCAUUAACCUUCUUUAACGUAGUUUUCUGAUCCUCUGUCUCAACCCACCACACACCCUCCACCUCUAUUAUGUACUGCCCAUUAUGCAUUCACUGAAAUAUGAGCGAUAGCUAAAGUGCAAAUUUUAAUCACACCCUGUGCUUAUUUAAACUUAUUACAUACUUAAGUUUUCUAUCGGCCUUCCAGCACAGCUCAGAUGAAUGCUGUCUUUAUGUUGGAGUAGCGUGUUUGAGUGGAGGUUAUGAAAUAAGUUAUUUUGAUAUUCUUUGUUUUAUUGGCAUAGAAUGUUUUUUUAAGUCUUUUUUUUUUUUUUAAAGAUGGGUACAGGGAUAAAAAAAAAUUGGCAAAUAUUUCAUCUUUUGACAUUCCCUCCACAGACGGACCAUGACCCCCGAAAUCCAGCUUAUAUAUGUACUCAAGGACCACUCCCUCACACAGUGGCUGACUUCUGGCAGGUAAGUGGUUCAUUAUGUCUUCUUCAACAAUUACAAUGUGUAAAAUAUCACGAGAGAAAUGCUUCAUUGUCAUAGCUAAAUGGGUGGUGAGAUUCAAAAGAUGGCACAGCUUGUUUGCUAACUCCCUCCCUUUCUCAUCUCUUUCAAAGAGCAAAAAUCUGACAACAUUUUAAUACAAUAACUAAAGGCCUUGAUAUUUAAGGGAUGAGUUUGAUUUAUUUCGUAAAUUGUAUAACCUGGAUUGAAAAACCACUGAGAUUGAAUUGUUUAAAAUGUUUUGUGCGAGACUGUCAGGUACUUUUAUAGAGGUACAUGUUUGUUAACUGAUUUCACAGUAGUAGUCAGACAAUUAAAUUAUUUUGAUGCCACCUUUUACAUUGCUUUAAGAUGCAACAUGAAUAAUAUUUUAAAAAACUGUUUAUUUUAAAUAUCUAUUUAACUUUUUUUUUCAAUUUACAUAUAAUUUUCUUUAUUUAAAGAUCAUUCCAGAUUUGAUUGACUUGAUUGUUGUUUUUAAAAAUAGCCCAUUGGUUUUGAAUAACAUACAAUUUAGCAUCCAUUAGACUAAUCAGGGUUUAAUUUUUAUAAACCACCAAGUUUUUAUACUCUGCAAACACAAUAUAUUCUGUUUACGUUACAUGUAUUUUAUUUUAAUAUCAAAUAAAAAGUUAAGACGUUAAUUAUUAGCCCAUUUGAGUCUUCAAAUAAGGCCCUUAUUGUGGUUUAAAAUCAUUUCUUUUUAAAAAUCAAAAUGGUCAUGUCAUUGUCAUGUUAAAAUAGAUAUUAGAAAUACAUAGGACUUUCUUGUAUGACAGCUUUAUCUUAUAUCUAAACUGCUUAGAUGAUCUGGGAGCAGGGAUCUGUUGUUAUAGUGAUGCUGACCAAACUAGCUGAAAAUGGUACGAGCCUGUGUCAUCGCUACUGGCCUGAAGAAGGAAGUGACCUCUAUCAUAUCUAUGAGGUAAAUAAAAUGUAAUUCCUUUUAGUGUAUUGUAUUUAUGUUAAAAAGUUUAAAAAUUAACCUUUUGGAUCAUUUUAGUAGUGAACCGCCAGGAAGCCUAUUGGGUGGGCGAACAAUGAAGCGGUCCCCUAUUUGCACCAUUUUCUUUAUGUAGCUAGUCUAGUGAUGAAAUGCAAAAUAUAGAAACACUUUAAGAGUUGUUACUUUAAUACAGUGUUUCAGAACCUUUUUUGUGCCGUGCCCCACCUAAUAAACCAGCUUUUCUAAAAUUUGUAUGCCCCCUAUGUAAUAAGUACAUAAUUUUUAAUAAUUAAAAUUUGAUUAAAAAUUGAAAUAAUCACUGAAUGAGAUCUAAAUGAUGGGUUUUAGGAAGAAGGAAAAAGACUUUAGAAAUGAAUAGGUUUUACAAAGAAAUUUUUAAGAAAACAUAGUAAGUGAAUUUUCAAAAAAUUGAAUGGAGAACUGAAAUUCAAGUACUCGGUACAAAAUGAAAGAUUUUUCUAAAACAUUUUAAUAAUUUAUUAUUUCAUUUAGUAUUCAUUAUUUCAUAAUUUUAAAAGACAAUGAGAGAUCACAAAUAUAGUGCGAAAUGACUAAUUUAAUGAGAAACACGCACUUGAUGUUUGCUGCACAAUGAUUUUAUGUCAGGCUCCAAUUAGAUAACCUCAGUGUCAAGUCUCCCUUCUGUGUUACAUCCAACCAAUUUCUUUUUCUUUUUUUAGCAGCAAAUAACUUAUGGCACUAAAUUCACAUUAAGCUAAAUAUGGAGAUGGAAAUGGUAACAAAUGCUGUCUUCCACAUUAGGUUGAAUUAGGAUAUUGAUUUCUGUUUCCUCACAAAGCCAUGCCGUCGCUGCUUUUAUAGUAAAUAAAGUUUUAACAAACUCAUCCAAAACAGUUCUGCGAGAUAUUUUUGAUAUUGCAUAUUUGAAAAUCAGACCAAAUCCAUUAACAUUGGCUUCAUCAUCCAAGUUUGAAAAUGAAUUUUUUUUAAAUUACAAAAUCUUUCUUCUAAAUCAGAUGACACAAUUUUUAGUUGAUCAACAAUAACAAGUAUAGCAGUAUCAAUCACUUCAAAUUUUUUGAGCCAAUGAAACUUUCCAAAAUUUUUCUUACAAACAUAUUUCUGACUUAAUUCAGUAAAUAUAAUGAAAUGAAACCAAUAUCUUUGCUUUUGCAUCAACAGGGUUUUUAUUUUCUCCCUGAAGUUGGUAAUUUAAUUUAUUAAGUUUUUCAAGAUAAGAUAUCAGCUAAAUAACUCACAAAUGCUUUACCAUUAACUGUUAAAAGGUACUUAAUUUCAGGUUUCUCACUGAAAAAGUCACCUAAAGGAUCUAAUAGUUCCUUAAUCUUUUCAAGCAUUUCCCUUUCUAUUGCCUCCUUACUUCAGUGUGAAGUAAAAAGUCUCUCAUGGUCUGCAUUUUGUUCUUCACAAAAUAGCUUGAUGAGACGCUUACAGUUGGCAUUAGCUUUAAUGGCAUUGAUACACUUAAGACCUGAAUUUAGUUUUUCAUGAAGAACAGAGUACCAAUUUUCCCUAUAAAAUAACAUUGUACACAAGAAGCAUUUCUGGAGUCUUAUCCUUCAUUUUAAGCAGCCAUUUUUCUUGCCCAUUAAACGCUUCUGGCUUCAAUAGAAUAUCAUGAAAAUUUUAAAUUAAUUUUAAUAUAUUUAACAUAAUUCCUUUUGCCAUAUUCUAAACUCCAUCAUAUUUAUGCUCUUAAGAGUUAAAGUAGAUUUAGAAAAUUGAGAUCAAAUUUUUUCAGACAUUCUUUAUAAAAGCAUUAGCUAAAAUUUAAUCUGAACUCUCUUUGGUAAAGAGUUGUGUCCCUUUUUGAGAUUUCAUUAUUAAUCUUCUAGCUUUCUUAAUUAGCUAAUGCUAGUUACUAAUAAAUUAGCAUUUAUUAGUUACUGACAGAGAUUGAAAUUUGCUCUCACAAAGGUCCACCUGGUGUCAGAACAUAUCUGGUGUGAUGAUUACCUGGUACGCAGCUUCUACCUGAAGAAUCUUCAAACCAAUGAGACCCGAACUGUAACCCAGUUUCAUUUUCUGACCUGGCCGGAGUUGUCUGUCCCUGCUUCCAUCAAGGCUCUUCUUGAUUUCAGACGGUUUGUAUCUUUCUGUGAUAAUUUCUAUUAAUGAUUUUAUGUGUGCUCCCUCAUGAAUCCAAUAUUUGGAACAUCUUUUUUUUAAUUUGAGUAUAUCAUUGUAGGUUAUGUCUUUCUAAGAUUAUAAUUACAUCCUUGGUUUGUUAUUGUCAUUUCCAUCCUCUUUUAAAUGAAAAUCAUAUGCACCCAUUACAAAAUUUGUAAACAUUUAUUUUUAUCAAAUUAUGAGCACUCCUUAUUCCAUAUCACAGUGGGAUGUUACAUUUCUUAGAGACAACAUUUCAAGUGUAAUUAGCAUUCUGUUCUUUAGAUAAAAUGUUUGUGAAUUUGUUUAAUUUUUAAUAUUAUCCUUUUUCUUUACACUUGAGUGCCAAUAGCUGUAUGUAUUUAUUAAUUACUUUGUUAUCUUCAUCUGGAUUUCUUCAAUUUUAAAUAAUAUUUUUAUUGUUUUGUAUUGUCUGCUAAAGGAGGCAUUUAUAACAUGUUCUUUCCGUUUUUCAAGCCUAAACAUAUUUUGUUACAUUAUCUAUUUACUUCACAUGGCUUGAACACACAGCCCCCCAUAUAUUAUACUUUAAGAAAAUAGAAUCAGUAGUCUUCUCUGUUUAACAAUUCUAUCCUUUCAUAGUUAUGCUCCGAGUAAAAUAUGUAGCCAACAUAAUGUAUGUAACUGUUCCCUAGCUUAUUCAGAUAAUUAUAUUUUUAAGUCCUACCAAUCAUUUAAAUAGUAGUCCAGUUGUUUUCUAAUAGGAAAAGAAACAAGUUUAUCCUGCAAUAACUGUUCAGUUAAUAUUCUAAGUCUAAUCAGGUUGUUGGGGAAAAUAGACAACCCCAUUCAAUUCUGAGUAGUUGGAUAUUAUGGAUUCAUCUGGUCUAGGCAGCAUCAGCAUUAAUUCUAUAGGCAGAUAAUAAUCAACUUCGUAUUGAUUAUUUUCAUUUGGCACAGCUUUCCAUUCUGAUCAUGCUUUCGCUGCCUUUUACAAACACUGCACAGGUGUAGUUAGACCUGCUGUGAUCAUUUCAAAAUAAUUUUUUUUUAAACUUUUUUUUUAAUGCUACGCUUUUUUUUUUUGUAAAGUUUCUGGUAAUACUUAGUGCAAUGAAAAAAUAAGUUAUAUUUUGGAGUAUGUAUUAAAUUAUGUGUUCAAGUUAUAAUCAACCUAAAAUUGGCUAGACUGGCCUAAUGCAGAAGCAUAUGUGUAUUUUAUAGUACAUUCUUAAGCCUAACUGGCUUAUCUAUGUUUACAAACUUAUAUGUUUAUUAGACUUAUUUUUUAAAAAUAACUUGCUCUAGUUGUAAAGUAUUUCUUGCUUAUUCUAAAACAUUUACUACUGAUAGUAUUAAAAAUUUGGAAUACUUUUUAAGGCAACUAAUCUUUAACUUGGACUAACAACAUAUUUACAGUUUUCAUAAUGAUAAAUUCACUUUUUUCGAAACCACUAAUUAUAUUUAUCUGAAACAACAUAAUGAUUUUUAAAAUACCAAGAAAAAACUAUCUGUAAAUACAAGACUGGACUAAUUGAUUAAAUAUGUUUUCUGAUUUAUUAACGUUUUUCACUUUCUUAAUAUCACAAAUUAAUAUUCAUAUUUUUUAAUGGUUCUAUAAAACGUUACAAUUUGUAUUUUGAUAUGUCUGGUUUUUUUCUUUAAGCUUUUUAACUAAUUCUUUUCUAUAAUUUACAAACGUCCAUAAUUCAAAUUCAUGUUAAGCUUCUAAAAAUAAAAAUUCCCUUAUUAGUAUCUGGGGAAUUAUGUUCACUAAUUUAUAUAAAAACUAAAAAAAGGCAUAGUUGUUGUGUUUAACUUUUUGUUGAAUUAGCUGAGAAUCAAGACUUCAAAUGGAGAAUAAUUCUGUGCGCACAAUCAGUAAUAAAUGCAUCUAGUAAACUUCUUUAGAUGUGCUUUUCAAAAAUUUGUGUAUGAUUAACUUGACAUUGGCAUUGAUUGAUCCAGAAUUUUGUUAUAGAAAUUCAAGUUGAUGUAUUGUGGAUGGUCAACGUAAUAAAUGCAUGAUGUGAUUAUAUAUCUCCAUGGCUACAACAUAACACGAAUAAUUAUAUCCACCCAUACCAUUACUUAACCUGGCCAUUUCCUGUAUGCUUAUUAAUCAUACCUAUUUCAUACUGGCAACUAACUGCUGCUUUACCUGGCAGCUUUUGUGAUUUAGCAAUUGUACGGUGGGCAAAUUGCAUAGUCACAAAAGUGAUCAGGACUGCAUGCUUCCUCUACUAAUAACAGCUUGCUGGUGAUGGGACUGGUGCCUCAAAUACUUCUAGUUGCUUAUCUUCAAUCAUUUAACACACUUUUCCAUUUUUAUAAACAUCCCUGCUUUCAUUUCCUUUUCAAAUAUAUGACCCCCCUCAAUACUAUUUAACUGCUACCAUGUUAUUUUCAAAACUUCGGAUGCAUAAAAUUAGAAUAGAUGCAAUGCAUUAAGUAUUUAGAUAAUUUAUAUUUGAAAUCCUGAUUUUUAGUGGCAUUUCUAAUUAGAAUAUUUCUAGUCACCAGUGAAUUGUGACAUUUUAUUCAGAAUUAAUGUUAAUCCUUUAAAAAAUAAAUUUCCUGAAUUUUCUUUUUCUAGCAUUUUAUCUGGAUGCAUUUUGACCCACUCUCUUCUAUACCAAUGACUUUCUUACCUUAACAAAUUUUUUUCUACUUUCUCAUCUCUUCUGCCAUAAAUAGUGGGCUCAGUAAAACAGAAUAAAAUUAAAUGAUGUCCAAUUUGUACCUGUAGAAGAGCUGAUCAUGAAGUUUGUCUAGGGAAAAAAUUCCAUCAAGGGUUCCCUGGCUUCUAAUUUAACAACAUUAUUACUGCCACUGCUGUGAGGCUUCCCUUGCUACAAUCAUAUUCUCCACCCCCCUCCCCCUCAUUAGACACAUCAUUAGAAUGCUUCCCUAUGCCUUCCUAUAAUUGAGCAAUUACUUUCAAAAUGAUGAAAAUUUCCUUCCUGUGACUAGGGGGUCUCAUGUUUUUAUUCCACGUUUUUGAAGGCUUCACUGUCACAAUUCUGUUGUUGAAUCCUUGGAAAGUAUCGGAAUUUAAUUUACAAUAAAAUGUGUUGCUCUAUGUUUGUUUGUACAGCCCAUUAUGUCAGCAAAUUGACCUGAAUUGUCUUGUUAUCUCACAUGUCAUCAACAAGUGAUGGUUCAAUUUAUCUUUAACAGUAAUUGCUUCAUUUUAUACACAUUUUUGUUUGUCCAGUCACAUCAGAUAAGUUUAUUAUUUUGUUAAUGUGUAUUGUGUCUGUUUAUUCUGUCACCUGGGAAUUAUAAAUAACAUUUGUAUUUCAGAGAAUCCCCACUUGUCAAGUAAUGAUUAUUUAUUUGGUUUUCAUACAAUAUUUUAAUAUAUUUUGAAAAUUGUCUUAUGGAAAUAACGUAUAAUAUUGUUCUGCAUACUGGUAGUAAUGUAUUAUAACUCUAUAAUGCCACUUCUUAAAUUCAUAAAUGAAAACAGAAUUUUUAUUAAAAGGGAAAGACAUUGAUUAAUUUGCUUCUCUUGCAGUAAAGUGAACAAGUCAUUCCGCGGACGUUCUUGCCCCAUUGUUGUGCACUGCAGGUCAGUUUAUGUGUAUUUGUCAUAAAUAAAACAGCUCUUAAACAACGCUGGUUUAAUUCAAGCUAGUAUCUCAUGAGUAGUUCUUCAGGUACACUAAAAAAAAAAUUGACUGAUAAAUUAUACAGAAAGCAAAAUUAAUAUUCUGAGAACUCUUAAAUUUAAAUUAUGUAGUGCAAACAUAGAUUUACAAUCUGUAAUCAAAAAGCACAGCCAUAAAAUAAAUAUUGUGACAUUAAAAAUUUACUUUUUAUUUGGUGCACUUAGAAAUUACUUUUUUUUAAAGUUGAAAACCAUUAAUUACUGUUGUUGUAACCAUUUUGAUUUUAAGUUAUAAUUUCUUCUGUUUCAAUCAACUCCCCAGUGAUGGAUGUGGCCGCUCAGGCACUUACUGCCUCAUUGACAUGGUACUCAAUAAAAUGGCCAAAGGUGAGUCAAAUAUUUAUAUUUUAUUGUCAAUUUAAAGUUUAUGUUUUAUGGUUACUCAGUGUUGCAAUAUUUCAUAAAGAUCUAAAAAAAUACAGUCAUUUUUUUUAAUUUUGGAAUAAUAAGCUUCUGGCUUGUCAACAAAAGUUAAAUUAUUUACCUACUAAAUUAUUUUAAUGAUUAUGUAGAGCAGUGGUUCUCAACCUUUCUAAUGCCACGACCCCCUUACUACAGUUCCCCAUGUUGUGGCGACCCCCGAACCACAAAAUUAUUUUCGUUGAUACUUUGUAACUGUCGAGUAGAUGUGUUUUCAGAUGGUCUUAGGCGACCCCUGUGAAAGGGUCAUGCGACCCCCAAAGGGGUCGCAACCCACAGGUUGAGAACCGCUGAUGUAGAGGAAAACUAAUUUAAAGAAACGUGAGAGUACUGUAUCUUGAUUAAGUUACUUUUCAUUUUUUUUCAUAGGAGCCAAAGAAAUUGACAUGGCUGCUACCCUUGAACACAUUCGUGAUCAGCGCAUGUCUAUGGUGAAAACUAAGGUAAGUUAAACUUAGCAAUCUAUAAAAUAUAACUCAUCUAACAACAACAUAUUUUUAAACUUAUUUUCUUUUCAAUAAAAAAGCGUUUCUUUGCUAUUUAGCACUAUGUACAAUAUUAUUGAUGUACUUUUUUUCUCACUUAGUUUAAUCUAAUUGAAAAAACCAAUAUUUUAUGCCUAAUGUCUAUAGCAACACUACUACUUAGUUUCUAGUAGUUGCAAUAUAGGCAUAUAUAAGGAUAUCAGACGUUAAAAAUAUAUUCCAAGUUUUACAUUUGUAGGCCUAUAUAUUAAUAUCCAUUAUUCAGAGAUGUGACCAAAGUGAAAACAACAAAAAAAUUGUAGUUUUCUUUAGUUUGCUAUGUAAUGUAGUGUUGUGGCUGCCUUAAAAAGCCAGCAUUGUCUAAAACAAAUAUACAUAUGAAUUCCUAAAAAAAACAGAAACGUAAAAAUAUUUAGUUAUUGAUUUUUUUUUUUACAUUUUAACUUUAUUUCACUUUCCUUGUUAAAGGAGCAAUUCCAGUUCUCCCUGGCUGCAGUAGCUGAAGAAGUACAUGCUAUUUUGAAAGCACUCCCUCAGUAGAAUGGAAAAAAUCCCCCAGCAAGCUCUUACAAGACAUCCACAAAUUUCCAAGAAAACUCAAUGAUUGGCCAAGCCCAUAAUCUGUAACCAAAAUGAAAACAUAUUUUUGUGGAGCGACCUUGUCAAGCUGAUAGAUGGACUGUGUAACAUUUUGUCACGUGACUCCGCAUCAGCCACCUGUACUGUUCAUUCCUCAUAGAUCAGUCUGACAAUGAAGAAGAUGUUUUUGUGGUUCUUAUUUUGGAAGUGAUUAGACCUUCCCUGGUUUUAUUUUUUUCUCAAGUCAUAUUUGUGAUCUUUACCUACUUAUAGUUUUGUUCUCCGUCUUAUGAAAUGUGCAGUGUGAAGAAUGGAAUGGUGUCCCUUUAGCUACUAUAGGCCUAAUUCUUGUUUAACUAUUAGCUCAGUAUUUACCUAAAGACUUAAUUACAGCUGGGUUAGCUUUGUCAUUUAAAACCACAGAGCAUUAUAUUGUUUAAUUAGAUUAAAAACUUGAUUUUAAAAAAUAUUAAUUUUUUUCUUUCAAAUUCCUUUUUUUUUAAAUUACAUUUGGUUCUUUUUAUAAAUGGGUAAUGCAUUCCAAAGUUUUGAUUUAGCUUUCAUUUAGGGUUAUCAAAAUGUUUAUAAUUCAGAUCUUAACUUAACUGUUGCUUGAUUUAGGUGCAGCGUUAAACGAAUAUUGAGUUGUUUUUACUAUAUUGAUCAAAUUAAAUAAAGAUAUUUUCUGAUAAAUUUUAAUAAUAUAUUUCUGACCAUCAAAGUUUAUAAGUCACACAGUAAAAGAAAAUGAUAACUACCUAUUCAUUAGAAACAUACAUUAUGAAUAAAUAUAUUCAUUUUGAUUGAAUUUUAAAAACUUUGGUUUAUGUACUUAAUUUCUUAGUUUGAUUUUAAUGAACAAAUUGAAUUUAUAUUAUAAUUUCAAACUUGCAUUUUAAAGAGGGCCUAUUUAAUUGUUAAAAUAACUUCAUUAUCUGCUCCAAAAAGGAUCUUAAUUUUUUUCUGAAGUAAGCCCCAUGAUAAUUUAACCUAUUGUAGACAACUUCAAAUGAAAAAAAUUAAUCAUUUUCACACAGAUGGUGUUGAAAUGUUGUUUAUGUAUAAUACCAGGUAUUCAAUUACACUCUUUAUCACAAAUACUUCAGUAAUCAGAGGUAUGGGACACCCGUAAAUUACAAAGUAAAAAUUCUAACAAAACUUGAGACUUUUAAUAAAUGUUUAUGGGUUACUUAAUUAUUUGAUAGGUAAAUAAAAUAGAACAUAUUAAGUUGUUUUUUUAAAGAGUAUUGGCUACUUUAGGUGAUAUUUUUAAAUGGUAGAAGCAUGGGCCAGUUUUAAUUGUCCAAUGUAUGCCCAGUUGUUGAUGUUGUUUUGUUAUUUAUUUAUUUUUUCAUUUAUAAACCAUUGUUAACAGUUCAAGUACAUCUUUACAAUUUGUAACAAAAUCCGAAAGUAUAAUUUCACAUUGUGCACAUAAUUUAUUGAUGGUUCGAAAAUUGAACUUGAAUGUGAAGAUUUAAUUUUAAUUUUUAUUUUGUUUAGUGCCAUACCCGGUAUAUAGUUUUACACAACAUUUUGUUUUAAAUUAUGACAUUGAUAGUGUGACAAAAAGUUGUUAAAAAGAUGAACAUUAUAGGGGAAGAAUCUAUUUCCAAAUAUAAUUGGCAAAAUUAGCAGAGUAAGUUAGGAAAUGUUAUUAGUAUUCAAACAUGUUAUAUAAUUUAGUGCUGACAUUAAAAGAAACCAAUCUGUUUACCGAACCCAUUUUAUGAACCUUAUAAUUACUAGUCAUUGUGAAUGUGGUUUUGAGGGAAAGAGAAAAAGUAGAAGUCUUAAUGAUCUCUUUUAAUUGCUUGGAGAUUUUUUUAUGACAAGAAGUUUGAAGAAGCCUCCUGAAUUUGAACAGCUGAUAGUUUGACUGAAGUAAUAAUAUCUUAGAACAUUUUCUUCCCUAAGUGUUAUAAACAGUAAAUACCCAAACUGGAUUUUUGUUUUCCUAUGUGCAUUGUGAUUUAUCUGUGAUCCCCACCAUUAUUUUUGUUCUUCUUCAAUCAUGUGAUAAUAUAAUCUCUGUCAAAAGAAAACUGAAAUAAAGCAGUAAAAAAAAAUAUUUUUCUUUAAAAAGUUUAUUCUUCAUUUCAUGAAGACAUACUUGUCUGGAGUUUUUUUAUUUUUAAAAACCUGCAUUAGAAGUUUACAAUGCUUGAUUAAAAGUAAAACAAUCCAAAAAAUAAAAGGAUAAUAAAGGAACAAUAAAAUAAGAGUUUUAAGUAAAGUUUAAUAACUCUGAACACAUACCUCUGUUACUAAUUCAUAUUCAUAUUUUAAAAAAUUCUAUUAUGAUUCAAAAAUUGCCAAACCCAUGUCAUAAGUUAGUGUUGUUUUGACUUGUAUCACUAUGACUGUAGUAGUCAGAAGUCAAUCUUCAUGAUCAUGAACACUGUCUGAAGUGAAAUAAAAGCCUAUCUGCAACUCAAACAA
Messenger RNA from Lymnaea stagnalis (great pond snail), 25983 nucleotides. The record is from the annotation of a GenBank genome assembly. NCBI's taxonomy places the organism in Eukaryota, Metazoa, Mollusca, Gastropoda, Lymnaeidae.